UAGGUGAUUGUUACAGUCUUGUUCUCGGGAUAUUUGGAAUUAAUUUUUAUAUUGUUAUUUGGCUUGUUCGCUCAAGUAUUUUCAGGCUAUAUGCGUUAUUACUAAAUAACUACGUUAUUUAGGGACGAUACGAAUUUACAAACGAUUUGUGGAUUCAUAUUACAGUACAAUGGCUAACGAGAAUAAUCCUCAAGCACAACAUUUCAAUUUGAGAUGGAAUAACCACUCAAAUAACAUCUUGCAGGUGUUUGCUGAACAAUUGAACUGUGAAAACUUGGUGGAUGUUACCAUAUCUUGCCAAGGGAAAUUUCUCAAAGCUCAUAAGAUGGUGUUGUCAGCUUGCAGUCCAUACUUUCAGGAACUGUUCAAAAUCCAUCAGGUACAACACCCUGUGAUAAUCAUGAAUGGAAUGUCCUAUUCGGACAUAAAACUUGUAAUAGAAUUCAUGUAUCGAGGAGAGAUCAAGGUUCAAGAAGCAGAUCUAGGUGGGUUGUUAUUAGCAGCAGAAACAUUACAGGUCAAAGGUUUGUCAAAUGUAAGGAACAAGUAUGAGAAAGGACAAAUCCAGAAGAAUGAUGCUCUUGAACAUCUGUGUCAGUCAGAUACAAAGAAGCACAGCACAAGAAAGUCAACGGACGAAGAGGGAACUACAAGACAAACCUCUGCAGAAAAGGAUAGUGAGGCCCACUCUCAGACUUCUACCUCGUCUUCCCAGCCGGAGUUUGAUGAUGACUUGCCCGCCACGAUCAAAGUUGAGCCCCCAGACAUACGAGACAUAGAUGAGGAGCCUGAGGCGGCAGUCGCUGGCUGGGACUCACCGAGGCUCAUCAUUGACAUGAAAGAAUCCAAGGAAACUAUGACUGAAGGAAAUCAAACUGACGUUGUUGAAAGGAAACGACCAAAUAUUUUACGCCAGGCUGUCUCGUCCAUAAGAAUUGCUGCUGCUCAGGGGGAGCAUCCCAAUGAAAACAAAGUUAUAACGAAAAAAGAAGAUCAAGGCACGUCCACAUCAGCAAAAUGUUACUUGUGGCCAAAAAGAUCACCAAGCAUUCUCGGGGGAAAGUGGGGUCGGCCAAAGAUUUGUAAAAUCCCACGACCGCCCAACGCUUUUAUGAUCUUUGCCAACGACUGGAGAAGAAAACUUGCAUUGGAAUACCCAGUGGAAAGUAACAAAGAAAUAUCGGUAAGACUCGGCUCAAUGUGGAAGAAUCUAGAUGCAGAUUCCAAGGAAACUUAUUACUCUGCGGCUAGGAAAGCAGACGAAGAGCACAAAGUAAAAUACCCCGGAUAUUACUACAGUCCCAAGGAAGCUAGGAUAAAGAAAGGUCUAAAGCGAAAGGCUAUAGCUGCUGGAACGUCAACGCCUGUUGAUGCCUUGCGCUUUGUAAAGGUCUACAUGACCUCUGCGGAGAAAGCUAACUUAGAGGCAAAGUCGGUAUCACUCUUCCGAGAACUACUACCUAAACCUGACGACCAAGAGAUGGAAACGUUAGAACAGGACACCUCGACUGAAACCGAUGUGAACGGAAUAAUGUCUGUAGAAGACGGCAAACAGGUUCCCGAUAUGGAUUCGGAAGCUUUGCUGGAGGUUGUGUAAAAGUAGCUCAAUAGAAUAUGUAGAAUCGGUACCUGAUGUAUUAGCUGUGUAAAUAACAUUACUGUGCAGGAUCUAAACGAGGUGUAAGUACUGGAACUGUCAAGCAAAGGUAGCUUAGGUAGAGCAUCUACUAAACAUGUUGUGUAGAAUGAGAUGUAUGGUGUUUAUACUGUUGGGGUCCAGCUUUCACUGGAUACGUUCCACACCAUAGGUACGUAAUUAUACCGGUUAUAAUGCAAAAGCUAAACUAAGUUAUGAUUAACUAUGUAAAAAUCAUGCCUGUCCAGUUGAUUUUAAGACAGUAACCAAAUAAACCAAUUGUUAUUAUGUGUAUAAACUAUUAUAAUCAUCAUGAUCGUUAAAAUCGUUAUCAUCAUUAUAUUUGUUAUAAUCAAAGCAAAUCAAUAUUUAAACUAUUUGAACUCCAAUAAUGAUAGUUUGUGAUUCCAAAUAUCCAAAAAAUUAAUCAUGUCCCCAAGCAAACAUAAUACUGGUAUGUACUAUUAACAACACCAGAAAAUAUUCCACAAAGGAAGGCAGCACCCUGACACAGAAUUGCCUUUUUGUAUAUUUGAUUUUUUUAACUAUACAUUUAGGUCUGAGUGAUUUGUAUAUCACAUGUAGAUAGAGGUCGUAACCUCAUCCUACGAAAGUGUCUUUACCUUCAGUUAAUGGGACCCCAACAGGUUAGGUGUUUGUAGUUGAUUUCUGCAAUGCUUUGCCAAUUUAAUCAAUAAAAGGUUACAGUACCUGCAGACUGCCUUGUGGGUUUUUGCAGGUACUGUAACCUUUUAUUGAUUAGCUAACGUGGUUUAGAAAAACAACUACAUUAUGAAAUUUGCCAAUUUUAUAGGUUCAUUUUGUAGGUGAAAUGUGCAGGUGCGUUUCAAUAUGCUCAGAGAAUAGUUUCCUCUUCAGUUUAAAUUGGACCUAGUGAUGCCAUCCAAGGCUGUAUAUUGUAUUUUUUUUCAUCAAAGUAUGAAGUAAGUUUGGAAUUGUAAAGGUAUUUCUUGGAUUAGAAAAUUGUGAUUUUUUUAAGUUUUCCAAAAUAUUGCUUAUUAUAUUACCUACAAUGGUAUGGAGUAGAAAAAAGAUCAAUGAAAUCAUUUCAAUAUCAAAUCUUAAUUCAAAUUUCGUACCGAUACUUUACAUUUAUAUUUUUUAUGUUAUGUUUUAUGUUGUCUUUAAUUUUUUUUGUUUUAUAAUCACUUUUUGAUAAUCAGUGAGUGGAUUAUGUAUUUUUUUAUAUCCUAGUCCUCUUGACUGUUAAUUUUCAAUUUGUUAAAAAAUCAGAUCACAAAAGAAGUCUGUAACAGCUAAGACACAUGUAGUGUGUACGCCUAUAAACUAUUUUGUUUGAAAAUAUUUCAUAGCUUUACCGUCUUUGUUUACAUGUUUUACUUUCUUCUGUUUGAAAUUUCAUCAAGCUUUUAGGGUCCUUAUUGAUGAAUACAGAGUACCUAUUUAAAGAGUUUCCUUCAUUUCAAGAAAGUUUCCAAAGGCUGGUAUAAAGAAUGAGCAUAUUUGAUUAACAUCUCACAAAAAGGUCUUGAAUUGUAUUUUGUCAGUCAAUAAUGAGAAUUUAUCUUUGCAAUAUGCAACUCCAGAAGUCCUUAAAAACUGUUUGGUUAUGUUAAGCUUAGUAAUCUUCCUGAUUCAAUUGUAUUUAAACAAACAAGACACAAAAUUAACAUAACAAAAUAAUGAAUCUCUGUUAGUAGCUCCUCUAUGCCUAUACUGUUUAUAAUCCAACCUUGCAUAGAGGUUAGAGAUUUCACUUGCAACCAGGGUAAUGGUUAGAAUCUGUCUCAGGAAGUACUCUAGUUCUAGAUGGCCUAUGGUUGGGUCCGUGUCUUAACCCGUGUAUUGUUCCCCAGUGCCUCAGUCAAGCGGCAGUAAUAAAGGACUGGCCUGGGAAACAACACCUGGCUUAGGACACGGACCCAACCAUAAAACUAAGUUACCAUGGUAAAAUAACCUAACUUCACACCUCAGUAGGUACUCUGUGAUCAUGAGUUCCCUUUAUAGCCAAUAAUGGCAAUAAUUCAUCAAUUUGUACUGUUGUACACCACCCAUUACCACCUAGUACUCAUCCAUGUAGCAUUAGUUCCUAUUUAGCACCAAAUUAUAUGGUAUAACUGCCCGACACCCAACUUGUGUGUUGUGGCUGGAACGUUUUUCUGCUCACAAAAAAUCGGUAGUUCAUACAACACUUAACCAAUGAAAAAAUGGCACCAUCCAAUUUUUUUAUAAACAAAAUUUGUUUUUCCUACAGUUACCUAACAAUGUACAUGUUCUCGCACUGAUUUGAGAAAGCAAAGUGGCCAAUUCGCUCAUCAGUGAGACAAUGUUAACAUUGUCUCACUCCAGAUUUGCAACAUGAAGGCACAAAAGUGUCCAAUUCGCUCAUCGGUGAGACAAUGUUAACAUUAUCUCACUCUCAUUACUUUGUCUCACUCCAGAUUUGCAACGUGAAGGCACGUUUCUUUACCAAUUUAUUUGUUUUAUGUUAACUGUAGGAAAAAUAUAAUGCAACUCGAGUGCAAAGUGCAAUAGCCUCGCUCGAGAAACCAUUCCUCACUCGCCUACGGCUUGUGAGUAAGGAUUUCUCUUGAGUGAGGCAAUUGCUCACUUUGCUCAAUAGUUGCACAAAUAACUAUUGUUCUUACCAAAAUGUUUUUUUUUUAAGAUUAUAAAGUUAUUUUUCAAAGCUGCCACCUCUUAGUAAUCAGGGUGUCAUUUGAAGAACUUUAAUAGGUUGAAUUUUGUAAUACACCACUGUUCGGUGUCUGGAAGUUUUACCAAUUAUACAUCACAACUAUUGUAAAUUGAAUUUAGUUUAUCUACCUUCAUGAACUUAAGGUAGUCAUACACCUUAAAUGAAUUUGUCUGUUUUUUUCUGUCCAUGUGAAAACUAAACUACGUCGUGUAGGCACAUUAUGUGAUACUAUACUUUGAGAUUGUCUCAAAUGAAAAAAGAUAUUUUAAAAACUAAGAUUCUAUCAAUUUAUUGCUAUGGUAGGAACCAGAUGGACCUAUUACUUGUGUAGUACUGUAGUACUAGUCCAAGCUGAAUAGCUGUUAAGAAUGUGCUAGCCACCACAGUGUCACAAAGGUUUACAUCUAGUGACUUAUAUGUCUUGGACAUUCCAACACAAUGUCACAAGUGAUUUUGUGGAUGGUGGAACUUUUUACUGUACUGUAAAAAACAUGCAAGGCUUGUCACACACUGCCACCGGUACGGUAAAAUCGGAUCAGGCUUCAGGAAAAUUCGGAAACCAUUUAAAGACCAUGCAUUCAAAUGGAAGUCCCUAGACUGCAUGCGGUCAGGUUCGGUCCGCUAAGAUUUUUUUGGUUGGAAAGCGAUAGGCUUCGGAGAGCUUGCACAUGCGCAGAUGACUUCUACUCAUCAUUUUAUUUUACUAUUGAUGUUUCUAGAAGAGAGAAGUUCCAUAAAUGUCUCGAAACUCAUUCGGGAGUACUAGAAAAACUUUUUAUUGUCCUUAAUCAAACGGGGAAACAAGGUAUAAAAUUCUCUCUCAUAUUUUUCUCUACUAGAGUUUGUACUUUGUACUAUGUACCCACAACCUCUUCUGUUGCCGAUACUCUUCCUCAUCCGAGGCAAGAGCUGCUGCAACUACAAAGAUCUCUUCUUCACUGUCACUUUCACUCAUUGCUUCGAAAAAUUUGGUUAACCAUCUAAUUUGUUGUUGGCAAAAAAUUCUCCAACUCACAGCACCACUGUCCUCUCAUAGACCGGUUGCCGGAACUGGAAUGCCUGAUGCAGUGUGUGGAGAUUUGACGGAUACGGCUGAUCAUAAUUUACUGGACCGAACGCAGUGUGUGACAAGCCUAACAUGGAAAACAUACAAAUUUCUUGCCAAUCAGUUCCACAUCUGAUGCCCUUAGUCGUACUGUUCAGUUACUUUGAUGGUUUCCAUACAUCAGUGAUGUCAAGUUGAAGUCAAUCAUAGUGAGCAGUGAGGACUGUAGUUGUAUGAUUAAGUUAGUUGUUGCCAGUGUUCUACCAUUUGUUAACAUUUUAGGAACUAAUCUCCUAAAACGUUUCUAUGUGAAAUGCCAAUUUUGAUUUUGACGUUACUUGUAAGUGAUAAGAACAAGGUUUUUGUCACAAUUAAUUUUUUCCCUGUGUGGCUUAUUUGCUCAUUUAGUAGGCCUAUACCGUUUAUAUAUAUUUGAGUUUUAUACAUCUGGUAUUUUAAAUUUAAAUACACGCCUAUAUUUUUGCAAUAGUAGUUACUUGUGUAGUUAUAUUUAUUUGGCUGAUAGUUGUAUUAUUAAGAUUAAAACUGGGGAUUUGAUGAAAAAAUAUUGUAAAAUAAGCAUGCAUGUUUUAACAAUUUUAAUAUUUGCAAAAGCUAAAGCAACACUAGUUAGAACUCACUGUUAAUUUUAAUUAAGUACGUGCUUAGUUUGUCUUAAAGAUUUUUAUUUUUGAGCUCUAUUGUUGUACAAAAAUGUUGCAAAUCUGGGGACAGAGGUUAGAUUCUUCAGGGAUAAAUCAUAUUCACCAAAAAAGGUUAUAAAUGUAUAUAUACAUAUUAAGUUUGAGCUAACAUUUUGUUGUAAAAUUGAUGUAUUAGGCUACUUCGAGUAUUUUAUCAAUGUAAACUCAAUUUUGUUAAAUACAUUUGAAUUAGUGUUCUAUCCUAGACGAAAACGAAGGUAAUUUUUGUAUUUUACAUAUCAUAUUUUUUCAAACCAUCAUAUUAAGUCAUGAUUACAAUUGAUUAUUUAAGAGUGAACUUUUAGUUUAUUAUGAGUGUGCCAUUAUUGUUGCUGUUUUAGCAGGACCUUCCUAUUGUUAUUCAAUAAAAA
This is a messenger RNA of Macrosteles quadrilineatus (aster leafhopper), 6436 nucleotides long. RefSeq names its product zinc finger and BTB domain-containing protein 43-like. The transcript has 11 exons. Gene Ontology annotation, cellular component: nucleus. The record is from RefSeq and is a predicted model, not a curated record. Lineage: Eukaryota; Metazoa; Arthropoda; Insecta; Hemiptera; Cicadellidae. Gene Ontology annotation, biological process: regulation of transcription by RNA polymerase II. The coding region runs from base 170 to 1597 and encodes 475 amino acids. Gene Ontology annotation, molecular function: protein binding.